AGUUGUACCAGGAUGGCAGGCAGCUGCUGGGCUGACACGUAACUAAAGUUAAAGGUGGUAUGGAGGCCUCGUCGGGGACUUGAGGUUUUAUAUUUUUUUUCCCGUAAGCUGCUUUGAAUUGCAUCGUGGGAAACAACAAGCAAGAGAGGGGAGGAAACUCAACACGCAAGCCUUUGCAGGAGUGAAGUGAAGGAAAUCUGGAGCGGUUACUUUGAAGUCGCUAAUGGCUUUUGCAUUGCUACAGUAAUGCAUACAUCGGGGGAUUUAAGCACUUUUUUUGACUGCUCGGAAAUGGUUUAGGAGUGAGAGCUGUUGUUGUUUUUGCAGUCUUCACUUUAAAAGUUCAGUAGGGGAAGUUUUUUCCUGCAGCAGAGACGGGGUUUUCUCGCUCGGACAGCGGGGAGGGGUCCAACAUGGGUAGCGGGGUUUGCUCCCGGAGGCAGCGGAGGAUCUUUCAAUGUCUCCUGCUGCUCACCGUGGUUUGCGGGAUGAUGUACGGAGGCAUGAUGUCCUAUGAGAUGCACACACAGCUCAAGAGGACCGAGGCCAUGGCGCUGAAGUACCAGCAGCACCAGGAGUCCCUGUCGGCGCAGCUCCAAGUGGUGUACGAGCAUCGCUCCAGGUUGGAGAAAUCUCUUCAGAAGGAGAGGAUAGACCACAAAAAGGCCAAAGAAGAUUAUCUGGUUUAUAAGCUGGACACACAACAGUCACUGAACAAGGAGAAGCAAGACUUCAACAGCAGAUUCAAUUCUCUACAAGUGCAACAUCAGAUGCUAAAGAACCAGCAUGACGACCUGAAGAAGCAGUUUUACGAUCUGCAGGAGCAGCACCAGGUUCAGGGAGACGACCACAACCGGCUGCUGGACGAACACAAAGAGCACUACGAGAAGCUGCAGCAGGCUAAAGACGGAGAGAUCACCCACCUCAAAGAUAAUGUAUAUAACCUGAGAGAGGAAAACAAACACCUGAGGAAAGCACACCACGACAUUCACACACAGUUGCAGGAUGCAGUGGUCGUACAUCAGAACCUGAAGGCGUCACACACACAGCUCGCACUGACACUGGAGGACCACAAGAGUGCGCUGGCUGCAGCUCAGGCGCAGGUGAAUGUUUAUCAGCAGAUGAAGGAGACCCUGAACAGAGCGGCAAGUGCGAGACAGCCUGAGGUAAACCCCGCCCCCCCGCAGCCUCAAGCAGCCGCCGUCGCACCUGAACCCCACAUUCAUGCAGCCCAACAGGAAAUUGUACUGCAGCAACCCCACCAAGAGGUGCCCGCACACGGGGAGGAGCACCUGGACACUGAUGCCAAGUUGACCAACAACCCCUUGUCAGAGAAAGAGGAGGACAGGGAAGGGGAGGCAGAGAGGAAGAGAGAGCUGGCGGAGGAGGAGAUGGCUCAGGCCGGACAGCCUCAGAAGCUGGAGGAGGAUCCCGAUCAACCACAGGACGAGCAGCAGCAGGAGGAAGAGGAGCAGCAGCCGGAUGAGAACGCCCUGGAGCGAGACAGACAGCAGCCGGGUCCCCACGCAGAGCUGCAUCAGGAGGCCCACGCCCAGGUGGAGCGCGUGAAGUCGGCCUACGAGCAGCAGCAGGAGCAGCAGCGCCUAGAGGCUCAGCGGGCCGAGGAGCGCCGGCAGAUCCAGCUGCGGCAGGAGGCGCUGCAGCUGCAGAGAGACAAGGUGCUGCAGGAGAGGGAGCAGAGGCUGAAGCAGGAGCAGGAAAGAGAGCAUCAGCAGCACAGGGAGGCCGACCGGCGGGAGCAGCUGCUGAGAGAGGAGCACCACAGGAAGAGGAACGAGUACGAGAAUAUGGACAACGAUAUCGUUCAAGGAGAAGAGGUGCAGCACCCUGAUGAUGAAGAAGACACUGCCAUUUUACAUGAGGAUGAGGAGGAGGAGAAUCAGGAAGUGGAUCACGACAUGCCUCCACAUCAGGGCGCUGGGAUCGGUGAACCGGACCCCGAGGACGACCCCAACAAUCAGGGAGAGGAUGAGUUCGAGGAAGCCGAGGAGGAUCAGCAGCCGCAGCCGCAGCACAGGGUCCCAGGAGAGGAGGAGGUGGUGGUGGAUGAGGAAGAGGAGGCGCCAGCCAAUCACAAGCCUGACACUCACCCCGGACAACCUGCCGUGGAGGAGGAACUGGUGAUCGCCGGAAACCCAGAUCAACAGGAAGAUACGCUGGACGACCAGUACCAGGAGGAAGUAGAGGACGAGGUGCAGGAGGAUAUAGCUGGUGGUCAGAAGAGAGAGGAGGAGGAGGUGGAGGAGGAAGGAGAGGAUCCGUAUAACGAGGACAACUUAGAACCGGAUGAAGUGAAACAUCAGGAGGGGCCGAGGCAGGAGGUGGGUCACAGGAAAGAGGCUGAAAAUAACGAGGAAGAGAACUACGAAGAGGAAGAGGAGAACCUGGAUGGGAACGGUCGGGACAAGGGAACCAAUCGGAGGGCAGAGAUGUGACGCAGACUUUAAACCAGUUGCAGUGCCUUUUUUUCGGGUCUUUCUUUCUCUCGUUUCCCAAAGGAAUACAAACACAGCCAUCCGUUCGGAAUUCCAAUAAGGAAACUGGGGCUGUUGUGCCUGGAAGAUGGGAUGCUAUUCCAAACACUGGGGGUGGAACUGAGCAGCUAACACUGUGGAAAUGGACAGGCUUCGUGGAGCAGAAAUGGGAUGUAUACUUUAUAUAUAUUUUUUAUUCAUUUGCUUUUCUGUCUACGCCUGAUCGCCUGCCUGGUUUUGUAGGCAGAGAAUGUAUUUCCUUCAUGUCAUGUCUUUGAAUAUUUGUAAAGAAAACAAAGAUAAAUUAUGUUACCUGCAUUUUUUUUAGGUAUGUUUUUAUGAAAACAGUCUUUGUAGAUCUCACAUUUGUAUUUACAACUGGCAUUCCAAUCGCUGUUAUUUAUUUUUGAUCGCAACAACUCCGACAAUCAUUGUCCUGACUGAACACUUUGUGUCAUCAUGUACGGAGGCCGACAAGCGCCGACACGCUAGAACGGCCCAAAAUCUCCAUUAGGAGAAAUGCGCUGAAGCUUCAGAAUCGAAGCAAAUAAAAAGAAGAAGAAACAGAAGAAACAAAUUAAUGACACAACUCCAACAACUUUGUGUAACAUGCACAGUGUUUACUAUAGGCGCUGCAAGAAGCUCAAAACAUAAUGGAAACCAGGGGACACUUUCAAAGUGACGCACACAGCUGGGAUCGGAGCGCCUGUUGACGUUCAGGGAUUAUAGAGUUGGCCAACUGUCACUGUUGUUGGAAACCUAAAAUGUGAGUUUAUCAAUUUAUUUUAACAAUGUGAUCACAGGAUUCCUUCUGAUAUUAUUGCAGACCUGCUGUAAGCUAGCCAGCUAACGUGGCUAACCUAGUCAUUUCAAAUAUGCUGACGAAACACUUUGAAAAGAGGAAACGGACUAACAGUUUGUCAACUUUAUAGUCCCCCAAUAUCAAGAGUGCUCCGUUCCCAGCUGUGUGCGUCACUUUUUUACUGUCCCCUGAUGAUGUUUACGUCUUACCUACAGCUUUUCAUUUAUGCGGCGCUUUUAGUUAACGCUGCACAUGUUUGGUCAUUGAUGUUUUUGUAUUUGCAUCGUUUUUGAAGCUGCAGCACGUUUCUCCUAAUGUACUUUUUUGGGCGGCUGUAGUGCGUUUGCACCUGUCGGCCAACAUAGUAAUGGCUUUUACCAACAUACCAACCAAGCGGGAGUUUUUUUCACUGGAUAUUUCUGCUAAACGCCAGCCAAAAAGACAUUUUUUUAUGUGCUGAAAGAGUCACUCUGACAUGUGCCUUUUGUUCUUGGGAACCUCUACUAGGUCAUCUAGUCAUUUCAAUAGGAAAAUCAUUUCCACAGGAUAGUACAGAUGAGAGAUGCAAUUUAAUUAUUACAAACUGUUUUAGUCUGCUGUACAAUGUAUAAGGAAACUAAUGCUGAACAAUUUUACAUUUUUCCACCAGUUAUAUUUGAUACAAAACAGUGUGAUUUUGAUUGUGUUGAACCAUGUUUGCCACCUGAACGUGUGGAAUAAAGAGGUCAAAGGAUUUUAA
This is a messenger RNA of Eleginops maclovinus (Patagonian blennie), 4036 nucleotides long. It is a transcript of the gene golim4a, whose product is annotated as golgi integral membrane protein 4a. The record is from RefSeq and is a predicted model, not a curated record. Gene Ontology annotation, cellular component: Golgi apparatus; Golgi membrane. Lineage: Eukaryota; Metazoa; Chordata; Actinopteri; Perciformes; Eleginopidae.